AUUCGAAUCCUCAGUUCAUAACGGCAUCUUUUCAUCUUCCGCGGGUCGUAACAACUCAGUCCAUUCCUUUCUAUCACUUUGGCAAAUCUGCCUUUCCAUUCCUUAUUCCUUUUCUCGCCGAACAUGCGGUGCUCAACUUUCCUCGCCUUGGCUGCAGCAGUCUCCAGCGCGUCCGCUCAUUACUUCUUCCCUCACUUGAUCGCCAACGGCAACUUCACCGGAUACUACGAGUACGUCCGCGACAACAGCGCAAACUACAUGCCCUUCAAGAACGGCUACGACAGCACCGACCUCCGAUGCCGGACCGGCUCAAUGGAGCACGCCGCCACUACGGGCGUCUACAAGGUCAAGGCGGGCGACGAGGUGGGCUUCGGCCUCAAUUUUGGCGGCUCGAUUCAGCAUCCGGGUCCCAUGCAGGCCUACCUCUCCAAAGCACCGGGUGACGUGCGCGAGUACGAAGGUGACGGCGACUGGUUCAAGAUCUUUGAGCUUGGGCCAAAGUCUUUUUCUAGCGAGGGCAUCGAAUGGGGUGUCACCAACGUUGGAAACUUCACGUUCAAGUUGCCCGAGGAGACGCCGGCCGGGCAGUAUCUUUUGCGAAUCGAGCACAUUGGCGUUCAUGGAGCUGGAGACUUUGGUGGUGCCGAGUUUUACUUCAACUGCGCCCAGAUCGAAGUCGAGAGUAGCAGCACCGCGGUCCCUGGCCCGACUGUCAAGAUUCCCGGGUUAUACGAUGGUUACGAGCCCGGUAUCGAGUUCUACAUGUACCGUCCGUGGAUUGUCAACUUCACGAUGCCCGGACCGGCAAGAUGGCCCCAGGCCCUUGUGGGAAACGUCACCGCAGAAGGGGUAAGUGUGGCUCCGACAGCUACGCCUUGGACACUCUCGGCAGUCACUUCAACAGUAGGAGGGCAAGAUGCUUCAUCUUCGGCGGCUGUCGUCGUGCCCACGAGCCUUAUCUCCGCAGUUAUGCCUUCUGCGAACGCCACGUUUUCGUACGCAUCUACAUAUACAGCUGGCGCAAGUGAAUCGGCAAUUUUAAAGAGCAAGAUUAGUGAGUUGGUGGCAACAACUUCUAGCUUACCCACGACUUUGAGCGCCACGGCCGCGCCUUCGACCACUGCAAAGAAGUCGCGAUGCCCACCACGAAGCACAGUUAUCAGCACGGUUUAUGUUACUGCAAGUGCUUGAACCUAUUUCUGAGAGUUGAAUGUCUUCUGAUACUUUUGAGAUCUGUGAUGCUACACGAGCAAGGCGAUUCUGGGACUUGCUAAAGGCGAAGUGCUCUGUGUUGAGACUUGGUUGCCACAUUACCCAAGAUACUGGAGUCAAAGGUAUGCCCCGAGGCCUGACAAAUGGCCCCUGGGCUAAGUUCUAUUCUUUCUUCACUUCUAUAUGUAUCAUUAUUCUUUACACAUCGAAUAUCAAGGCUUUAUAGAUGCCACAGGUCAGAAGUGAAGAGAUUCCUGGAUGUAAUUUGUAAUGAACGGAGUGAGACAUUGUCAGACUACGUUACGUUUGAGUCACCACGGACGAGCCACGCCGUACCAACACAUAACGUUUGAGUAAUAAUCCUCUGAGUCUUAUCAGCCUGGUAACUCAAAAAAAAAAA
Colletotrichum godetiae is the source of this 1612-nucleotide messenger RNA. Its product is annotated as glycosyl hydrolase family 61-domain-containing protein. Lineage: Eukaryota; Fungi; Ascomycota; Sordariomycetes; Glomerellales; Glomerellaceae. The coding region runs from base 124 to 1191 and encodes 355 amino acids. The record is from RefSeq and is a predicted model, not a curated record. The transcript has a single exon.